Messenger RNA from Scleropages formosus (Asian bonytongue), 10637 nucleotides. Its product is annotated as CUB and sushi domain-containing protein 1-like. The transcript is spliced from 62 exons. The record is from RefSeq and is a predicted model, not a curated record. Lineage: Eukaryota; Metazoa; Chordata; Actinopteri; Osteoglossiformes; Osteoglossidae. The coding region runs from base 298 to 9501 and encodes 3067 amino acids.
GCUUCACCCAACUUUCCCGUUCAAUAUGAUAACAACGCCAACUGCUCCUGGGUUGUCACGGCAACAGACACGUCCAAGGCGAUCAAGCUGACAUUCGAGAGCUUUGACCUUGAGCAAGGUUAUGACACUCUCACGGUGGGAGAUGGAGCUUCUGUCGGGGACCAGAAAACUGUUUUUCACACACUGACAGGCACCACAACGCCGGACCUGGUGAUCAGCAUCAGUCACCAGAUGUGGCUCAACUUCAAGACAGAUGACAGCAGUGUGUCGUAGGGCUUCAGGGUCUUGUAUGAAGAGAUGGAGCAGGCUGGCUGCGGUGACCCCGGUGUGCCCCCCCACGGCAGGCGGCGAGGCUCCAGCUUCCUGCACGGGGAUCAGCUGCAGUUCGAGUGUCUCCCUGCCUUCGAGCUGGUCGGCCCGAAGAACAUCACGUGUCUGAGGAACAACCAGUGGUCGGCCAAGAAGCCCAGCUGCACGUUCUCUUGUCUCUUUAACUUCACCGCCCCAUCGGGCGUCCUGCUGUCACCCAACUACCCCCAGAACUAUGGCAACGGCAUGAACUGCGUGUGGCUGAUCAUCGCCCCCCUUGAACGCCGCAUCAGCAUCACCUUUAAUGACCUGAGUAUGGAAAAGUCCUUUGACUUUCUGUCCAUCAAGGAUGGGGGCGGGGCUGAAUCGCCCGUCCUGGGCACCUUCUCGGGUGACAGUCUGCCCUCGCCCAUCAGUACUCGCACACAUGUGGCCCGCCUCGAGUUUCAGACGGAUCACACCACCACCGGUCGGGGAUUUAACAUCACUUUCACCACUUUCGGGCAGAAUGAGUGCCCUGACCCCGGUGUGCCAGUGAAUGGGAAACGUCUGGGCACCAGUCUGCAGCUGGGCACCUCGGUGAUCUUCGUGUGCCUGGAGGGCUUCAUCAGAACACAGGGAGCCAUGAGCAUCUCCUGCAUCCUGAAGGAUGGGAUGGUGCUGUGGGACAACGCUGCUCCACUCUGUGAAGCUCCCUGUGGAGGAGCUCUGAAGGCCCCCAGGGGGGUCAUUCUGUCCCCAGGAUGGCCAGAGCACUACAAGGAAGGUCUUAACUGCGAGUGGAUCAUUGAGGCCCCCCCCGGCUACCCCAUCAAGAUCGAGUUUGAAACGUUCCGCACGGAGGUCAACUAUGACGUGCUGGAGGUGCGGGACGGCCGCUGGCCUUCGUCUCCGCUGAUCGGCAGCUACCACGGCACCCAGGCGCCCCUCUUCCUCUUGAGCACCUCCAACUUCCUGCACCUGCUCUUUUCCACUGAUAAGACCCACUCUGAGGCCGGCUUCUUCAUCCGCUACGAGAUUGUUCAACAGCGGUCGGAUCACUGCGUCGAUCCCGGGGUCCCUGUUAACGGCCGCCGUCACGGCGAUGACUUCUACGUGGGGGCGCUGGUGACGUUCGGCUGCGACUCGGGGUUCACCCUCAGCGACCUGGAACCUCUGGAGUGCGAGCCCAACUUCCAGUGGAGUCGUCCCCUGCCCAGCUGCGAUGCUCUGUGUGGGGGCCACAUCCGGGCUCCUCGCGGCACCAUUCUGUCCCCUGGCUUCCCUGACUUCUACCCACACAACCUGAACUGCACCUGGGUGAUAGAGACCUCCCAUAGGAAAGGUGUGCAGCUCACCUUCCACAUCUUCCACCUGGAGAGCCCCCAGGACCACCUGCUGGUGACGGAGAACGGCAGUUUCUCCCAGCCACUGUGGCGCCUGAGCAGCUCCACACUGCCCCUCCCGCUCAACGCUGGUCUCUUCGGCAACCACGCGGUCCAGCUGCGCUUCCUGUCCGACUUCUCCGUCUCCUACGAGGGCUUCAACAUCACCUUCUCAGAGUACGACUUGGAGCCGUGUAACGACCCUGGGACACCAGCUUUCAGCACCCGUAGGGGUGUCCGGUUCGGCGUGGGUGACGCCUUGCUCUUCUCCUGCCUCCCAGGUUAUCGUCUGGACGGCCAAGCUCAGAUCACCUGCCUGGGGGGGCGGCGCCGGCUCUGGAGCUCCGCCCUGCCAAGGUGUGUGGUCGAGUGCGGCUCCUCGGUGACGGGCGCCCAGGGCCUCCUGCUCUCCCCCAACUACCCCGCCCCCUACAGGAACGAGCACGAGUGCAUCUACUCUGUUCGCACACAGUCAGGCAAGGGGCUCCAGCUGAGGGCUCGCGACUUCCUCCUGCAGCAGGGCGAUGUGUUGCGGGUGUAUGAUGGCACCAGUAACCGGGCUCGACUCCUGGGCUCGUUCUCGGGCACCGAGCUCCUGGGGGUCACUCUGAACAGCACGUCCAACUCUCUGUGGUUGGAGUUUAUCAGCGACGCAGCCAACACCAGUCGGGGGUUUGAGCUGCACUUCAACAGUGUGGAGCUGGACAAAUGUGAGGACCCAGGGACCCCCCCGUUUGGCUACAGGCAGGUGGAUGGCGGUCGCUCUGCUGGCAGCUCGCUGCUGUACAGCUGUGAUGCGGGAUACACACUGAGGGGCAGCGCUGUGCUCACUUGCCUGAUGGGGGACAGGAGAGUGUGGAGCAGCCCCCUUCCACAGUGUGUGGCUGAGUGCGGGGGACACAUCAAGGGCGAGGCUACCGGCCGCAUCCUGUCUCCAGGUUAUCCAGCGCCGUACGACCACAACCUGCAUUGUGAGUGGAUCAUCGAAGCAGAACCUGGAAGCACAAUUGGGCUGCACUUCCUGCUGUUCCACACGGAGGAGGUUCGCGACGUGCUGCGGAUCUGGGACGGCCCCCAGGAGGGCGGGACUCUGCUGCAGGAGUUGAGCGGCUCAGUGCUGCCCCCCGACACCCACAGCACCUUCAGCACCGUCAGUUUGCACUUCACCACCGACUUCUUUACCAGCAAGCAGGGCUUUGUUGCACAAUUCUCAGUAUCUACCGCCACCUCCUGCAAUGACCCAGGCUCACCAGCCAAUGGAACGCGCCGUGGGGAUGGCGUGGCACCAGGCGACCAUGUGCUCUUCCAGUGUGACCCCGGCUAUGUCCUGCAGGGCUCCAGCAGGGUUACCUGUGCAGAGGUCAACAGCCGCUUCUUUUGGCAGCCAGAUGUUCCUCACUGCGUAGCACCAUGUGGAGGUCACCUGUCAGGCGCAGAUGGACUGGUCCUCUCUCCAGAAUACCCAGAGCCUUACCCACAUGGCCAGGAGUGUGACUGGACCAUCACCGUGAAGCCCGACUACAUUGUUCUCCUCUUCUUCAAGCAGUUCAGCCUGGAGCCCAGCUACGACUUCCUCCACGUCUACGAUGGGCCAGACUCCCUUAGUCCGCUUCUGGGAAGCUUUUUUGGGACUGAUGUCCCUGAGCACCUUGAGAGCAGCUCCAACACACUCUUCUUGGCUUUUCGCAGUGACGCCUCCCAGAGCAGUAGUGGCUUUGUGCUCCAGUACACUGCUCAGUCGCACUGCCUUAAUCUCUGUGCAGAGAACCCAAGAGAGUCGUGCUUCCAGCCAGACCCGGUUCAAAACGGAACCCUUAUUGGUACCGACUUACGAGUGGGAUCCAAAGUCACGUUCAGCUGUGACAGCGGUUACAUUAUCCAGGGAGACGCCACUCUCACCUGCACCGUGGGGAAUGAUGGGAGGUUAAUCUGGAACAAACCUCGGCCACAGUGCACAGCUCCUUGUGGAGGGCAAUAUUCUGGGAUGGAAGGCGCAGUGUUAUCCCCAGGUUACCCUGGUAACUACACCAGUAGAGGGAGCUGCCUGUAUUUCGUGGUUGUGCCGGAGGACUACGUGGUCUUUGGCCAGUUUCUCUUCUUCCAUACGGCCAUGAGUGAUUUUGUUGAGUUUUAUGAUGGAGACACGAUAAACUCAAGAGUCCUGAGCUCUCUGUCAGGCUUCCAAACAGGCGAGUCUCUGCCCUUGGCUACCUCCAACCAGGUGCUGGUACGCUUCAUCUCCACAGGAGCAGCCACUUCACGGGGAUUUCAUCUGCAUUACCAGGCCGUCCCCAGGACCAGCUCUACCCAGUGCCUUUCGAUUUCUGAUCCCAUGCAUGGCAGGCGGAUGGGUGACAUCUUCUCUGUGGGUGUGGUCAUCCGCUUUGAAUGCAACCGUGGCUUUGUGCUGGAGGGGGCCACAGCAAUUGAGUGUCUCACUAUCCCCGGUGCCUUAGCACAGUGGAAUGCCAGCACCCCCAGCUGUGUGGUUCCCUGCGGGGGAAACCUGACCCAGCGAACUGGCAUCAUUCUGUCCCCCGGCUUUCCAGAGACAUACCUGAACAACCUGAGCUGUGUGUGGACUAUUGCAGUUCCUCAGGGCUCUGGCAUUCAGAUUCAGGUCAUGAGCUUUGUGACCGAACUCCCCUGGGACUUCCUGGAGGUGUAUGACGGUGGACAUGACACAGACAUCCUUCUGGGCAAAUUCUCAGGUACGAAAGUCCCGGCUGUUCUGAACAGCACCUCUAACCAGCUCCGCCUGCAUUUCUCCUCUGACAGCAGUGCGUCAGCAGCCGGCUUCCAUCUGGAGUACAAAACAGUGUCAUUAAACAGCUGUCCCAAGCCGCCUGUGCCCAUGAACGGAGUGCUGCUGGGAGACAGCUUCCACACAGACAGCGUGGUGUCUUUCCAGUGUGAUCCAGGCUAUGCCCUGCAGGGGCGCUCUCAUGUGACCUGCAUGCCUGGGACGGUGAGGCGAUGGAACUUCCCUCCCCCUCUCUGCAUCGCGGAGUGUGGAGGGACCCGGGAAGAAAUGGUGGGCGUCGUCCUGAGUCCAGGUUUCCCAGGAAACUACCCUAGUAACAGUGACUGCUCCUGGGCGCUCCACCUGCCUGUGGGAUACGGUGCCCAUAUCCAGUUCCUCAACUUCUCCACGGAGGCCAACCAUGACUUCCUCGAGAUCCGCAAUGGCCCCUUUCAAAGCAGCUCUGUGAUUGGACGUUUCAGUGGGGACGGCGUCCCACCCACCGUUCUCUCCACCUCCCACGAGACUACGGUUUACUUCCGCAGCGAUCACUCCCAGAACAAACAGGGCUUUAGGCUGGAGUACCAAGCUUAUGAACUACACGAGUGUCCUGACCCAGAGCCCUUUGACCAUGGCAUGGUGAUGAGUACUGGCUACAUGGCGGGCCAGUCCAUCUCCUUCAUGUGCCACCCGGGGUACCAGCUGAUGGGCAACGCUGUCCUCACAUGUGGGCAUGGCAGCACUCGAGACUGGGACCACCCCCUGCCCAGGUGUGAAGCACCUUGUGGGGGGAACCUCACAUCGGAGAAUGGGACCAUCUUCUCCCCUGGGUAUCCAGGAGAGUAUCCCAGCUCUGCCUAUUGCACUUGGCUGAUCACCGUGGCAACAGGCCUGGGGGUGCAGCUCAGCUUUCCCCUCUUGCAGGUCCAUGGGCCUCAGGACUUCAUCACUGUCUGGGAUGUCUUCUGCCUGUCCCACAGGGACGGACCUCAGGAGACGUCCCGGAAACUAGGUCUGUUCAGUCAGGGGAAAUCAGCUGAGGCCCCCCGCAGUACCUCCAACCAGGUGCUGAUCCGUUUCCAUAGUGAUGCAGAGAAGGGUGGACUGUUCAGAAUCACCUACGAAGCCUACAGGUUAGAGUUCUGCCCACAGCCGCCGCCGGUACCCAAUGCAGAGGUGCUGAUGGUCAGCGGGGAGUUCAGGAUGGGGGACGUUGUUCGCUACAAGUGUAUGCCAGGCUACCGGCUAAGCGGGAGCGACAUCCUGACGUGUCGACUGGGGACACACCUGGAGUUUGAGGGGCCGCCACCCUCCUGUGAAGCAACUUGUCCCACAGAUGAGGUUCUGACAGACUCCACAGGGGUCAUUCUGAGUCAGUCUACAGCUGGGGGCUCCCUGCCCUUUCAGACCUGCUCCUGGAGGGUCCAGCUGCAACCUGGCUACACCAUUUACAUCACGGUGGAGCACUUCACUACGAGUUCACUUCUUGACCGCAUGGAGAUCUUUGACGGUCCAUCCAGUCAGAGCCCUCUCCUCAUCAGCCUGAAUGGCAACUACUCGUCCCCACUGAGCAUCACCAGUUCUUCGAAUAACAUCUACUUCUUAUGGUCCUCUGACCAGGAGUUUGUUCCCAAGGACUUCCUGAUUUGGUACUACGCUUCCUACUGCAGUGUUCCCCUGGCCCCAGCGAAUGGCUCAGUCCACAGCCUGACCGGCUCCAGUUUGGGCAGUACCGUGGGCUUCCGCUGUCACCGUGGUUUUCGCCUCGUCGGCCAAAGCAGCGCCACCUGCACCCGGGACUCCCAGGGCCUGUACCGGUGGAACGUGUCUGUACCCCUCUGCCAAGUGAUGUCCUGUGGUGUGCCACCGGCCCCAGAAAAUGGCACAGUAAUCGGCCGUGAUUUCAGCCUGGGAUCUCGAGUAUCCUACCAGUGCAAGCUGGGCUUCAGACUGGAAAGCCCUCAGGUGGCUCCUCUCGUAUGCCUGGAGGAUGGGACCUGGGGUCCUGACGCGAUGCCACCCCGCUGCAUUGCGGUGACCUGCCCAGAUACCAGGCACUUUGCAGUGCAUCAUGGGAGAUGGCGGCUUCUCUCCGGUAUCCACCAUCAGUAUGGUGCCACAAUGCUGCUCACCUGUGAUCCUGGCUAUCACUGCAGGGGACAGCGGGUCAUUCGCUGCCAAGGUGACGGCACCUGGGACAUCCCCGAGCCCCUGCCAACCUGUGAGAGAGUCUCGUGUGGGGAUCUGGCCUCCCCGUCCAAUGGGGAGAAGCUGGGGACACUAAGUGGUUAUGGAGCUACUGCCAUCUUCUCCUGCAACACAGGCUACACCCUCAUGGGCUCGCAGGUGCGGGAGUGCCUGGCCAGUGGCUUGUGGAGCGGAACCGAGGCCCACUGUAUAGCUGGCCACUGUGGUCCUCCAGAUCCUGUAGUAAAUGGCCAGAUGCUGGAGAAGAACUACAGCUACCAAGACAGCGUGGUAUAUCAGUGUAACCAGGGCUUCCGAAUCAUUGGCCAGUCUGUGCUCACCUGUGAGCAGAACCACACCUGGUCUGGAAGAGCUCCCACAUGUGUGCCUGUCUCCUGUGGCCACCCUGGAAACCCCACACAUGGCCUCACACAGGGUUCGCACUUUGAUCUCAACGACAUCGUGCGCUUUGUCUGCAAUAUCGGUUACGCUCUCGAGGGGGCGCUCCAAGCCCAGUGCCAGCCCAGCGGACAGUGGAGCAGCACCCUGCCGACAUGUAGCAUGACGUCCUGCUCGGACCCUGGUCAUGUGGAGCAUGGCACCCGUCAGGUUCUAUCCAGUGGAUCCCUCACCUUUGGCUUCCAGAGCAGCGUGUCCUACAGCUGUGACCCUGGGUACGAGCUGUUGGGCCUCAGCAUGCUCACCUGUCAGGGGGACGGCAGCUGGGAUCAAGUUUUGCCAACGUGCCUCCCAGAGGUGCAGUGUGUCCUCCCCAGACUGCCCCCGUACAUCCAGGUUUCAGGAGAGCGCCGCUCUCUGGGGGCUGUCAUCCGGUUCAGCUGCUUGGGGCUGCGAUCCCUCGUGGGGAACUCGACCCAGAUGUGCCAGUUGGAUGGUACCUGGAGCGGGUCUGUUCCACACUGUUCAGGCGGGACACAGGGAGUGUGUGGUGAUCCAGGGGUGCCGCUCCACGGGCUCCGUGUGGGGGCGGGGCUGGCGAUAGGCUCUACGCUACGUUUCAGCUGUGAACCGGGCCACAUCCUGGAGGGCUCUGCCCUGCGCCGCUGCCAGGCUGAUGGCACCUGGACCGGCACUCAGCCGCACUGCCGCGCGGUGUCCUGUGGCAAUCCGGGAACUCCUCGCAAUGGCCGGGUGCUCUUUCACGAUGGACUCGCCUUCUCUCACUCCGUCUCCUACUCUUGCCGCGAAGGUUACUACUCUGCUGGACCGCUGACCCGCCAUUGCGCAGCCAGUGGGACCUGGACCGGAAGCAUUCCGCUCUGCAGUGUGAUCAGCUGCGGUGACCCGGGUGUGCCGGCCAAUGGCGUUAGGCUUGGCGAUGACUUCACCUAUAACCGCAGCGUGACCUUCGGUUGCUCCCCGGGCUACGCCUUGGACAAUGACCGUGCUGCCAGCCUCACCUGCACCGAGGACCGCACCUGGAACGGGAGCAGGCCUGUCUGUAGAGCCAUCGUGUGCCGAGCACCUCCCAGCAUCCCUAAUGGCCAUGUGUUGGGCACCGACUUCCGCUGGGGCUCGACCGUGAGCUACUCUUGCAGCGAAGGCCACCGGCUCUCCUGGCCUGCUGUGCUUACCUGCCAGGGUACUGGAGAGUGGAGUGGACAGACACCUCACUGCCUCCCCAUGUCCUGCGGUGACCCCGGGGUUCCGGCUCAGGGAAGAAGGGAGGAGCGCGGCUUCACCUACCUCUCCUCUGUGACCUUCUCGUGUCCCGUCCCGCUCGUCUUGGUGGGGGCGCCCCGGCGCUACUGCCAGGCAGACGGCACAUGGAGUGGAGACCAGCCUUCCUGCAUCAAUCCCAGGCAGACCAGCUGUGUGGACCCAGGUGUCCCUUUGUUUGGACAUCAGAACAAUUCCCAAGGGUUUGAGAUCGGCCGGUCGCUCUUCUUCAGCUGUAGGAAAGGAUUCCUGCUUCAAGGCUCCACGUCUCGCACCUGUCAGGCGAACCUCACCUGGAGCGGCACUCAGCCCUGGUGUACAGCGCACCGCUGCCACCAACCGGAGCUGCCCCCCCAUGCCAACGUGCGUGCCCUGGAGAUACCCGCGCUGGGCUACACCCUGCUGUACACCUGUCAGCCCGGCUUUCUUCUGGCCGGCGGCUCGGAGCUCCGCACGUGUCGCUCGGACGGCAGCUGGACGGGCAAACGGCCGACGUGCACACCAAAUAACAGACCGAGUGACAAAAACCAUGAGCUGAUGGAGGAGGAGCUGCCCAGUUUCACACUGCCAGGGCCUGACGUCCUGUUCACCUCGAGCUCUCAGUGGAAGGGCUCCUAUGAAUACCUGGGGAAGAAGCAUCCAGCCAUGCUGGUGAUCACAGCCUUUCAGUCGCCCAGCAGCAGCAUCAGGGCGACUCUCACCGACCGCAGUGGGGUGGAGAUAAUAGUAGCAGGGAGCUACAGGCCGGAGGACUCACACCUCCUACUUGAGAUGCUGCACAUCCAGGGACCAGUGGAGAUGUUCCUCAGCAAGUUCAAGAGGGAUGGCUGGGCACUGGAUGGGCAUGUGUCCUACAUCACAUCCAGCCAGGCGUUCAUCUAUCAGGGCUUCGUCCGGGCUAAAGGUUUCGGCCGGUUUGGCCUGCAGAGGAUAGACGCGGUGAGUCAGAGGAAGGAAGGAAACUCCUCACCCCACAACUUCUCCCACAGCAGCUCCAUCGUAGCAGCUGUCCUGCUGCCCGUCAUGGCGCUGAGCAUCGCUGGGGUUGCGCUCUACCUGUACAAACACAGGAAAAGGCCCAGGGCUCCGUACCCAGGAUGCACGACCCACGAGAACAGCAACAGCAGGACCACCUUUGAGAACCCCGUGUACGACCAGCCCAGGCAGAGGCCUGCAGAGCCCCAGGUCGCCAUCAGCACGGUGUGCACCACGGUAUAACUCCUCAGGAUCCCAGUGACUGGCUACCGAGUCUGCGGAAGAUGGCCGUCAUACCACAUAUCUUCACCCAGAGCCCAUCCACCGCCGUGGUGUGUCCAGGUAUGGAGGAGUCGGUUGCCAGCUGGAGGAUGUGCUGCUGUCCGUAUAUCUCCGACUGUCAGCAGACACCUCAUGAGGAGCCGUGAGAAAGAGCACUCCCUGCUGGAGGGAGGUCCUCAGUACCUCACAGCAGAAAACGUGAGCAGGGUGGUCCUCGAGGGUCCUGGUCCCGUGGCAUUGUCUGAAGUGAGGGAAAGGCUGGCGUCCAUGAGUUCACUUGUCUUCUUCCGUCUUCUCACUGCCCCGCUGUCGGUGCAGUGGAUAUCAGUGUGACUGUGCAGAAGUCCUGACUGACACCUUCUAAUGCCCCCAUUUCAGCUGAACCGCCCAUGUAGCCCUGUUGUGACCUCUCUGCACACACAGCCUGUAGGUCUUCCACGACACACUUUUCCACCGUAGUCGUCCCCUGAGGGGUCGAACCCGUUUCUCCAACGCUCGGACGAGUUUCUUGGAGCCUGGAGUCCUGCUUGAGGUGUUGAUGUUUUUCGUGGCCCAGUGGAACCAUCCUUGUUCACACAAAGCAUUGUGGGAUUCCACCAUGUGAGGUGGGACCAUCAGGUUACAUGGGAUGAGGAUGAGUCCAGCAUGUGCAAAGAUGUACUGUGGGUGGACACUUCCUGUGUGGAGGGGCCUGGCUCGUGUCUCUGAGGAUCCACGGUCCACCUAUACUGGACUGUACUGUACUGCAGUGUACUGUACUGGACUGGAGUAUCCUAUACUGUACUGGAGUGAGUGUACUGUACUGGACCGGACUGCAUGCAGUAAAUUGAAAAGGUGUUUCUGGGACAUGCACAAUCUUUAUGUUUACCAUAUUUACCAUGUCUGAUCAUGUGCCCUGGAUUGUUUUGUAUUUAUAUUUUGAAAUUGUUCGCGCGGAACGUGUGCCGUGUCAGAGGUGGACCGAGGGCGACUGAGACGGGAUCUUGGCCAUCGUCUCCGUGCUGUGCUGUUUGCCGUCGACCAGAUGCGACUUAUGAGGAAUAUUUGUGAAUGUGACCUUCGGGCCAGAAAUGUGGGAAUGAGAAAAGAUUUUUUGU